UCUGCUGCUGCGUCAUGAAAUGAGCAACUGAAAAUUACAAAGUAAAUUUAUUUUCCACACAUUUCGUUUUUCUUUUGGCCUUACACAAAAUCCAAAUAUUUAUUGGUUCCGCUGAUUUACUUGAUACCAAAAUGCCGCAAAUUGCCAGACCUCUGAGUACGGGCUGGAAAUGUCUUCUGGCCCGGAAAUACGACGUAAUUCCGUUCAAUAAAGCCUUCUUUCAUCGCUCCAAUAAGUUGUCCAGAAAGGAUACGGGAUCCCCACGGGAUCCCAUGGACUGUCCCAAGACAAAGACUACGGAAUGCCUGACACUCAAGAAACGCAAAUGCAGUCCAACCGAUCCACCAGUUAGACCGUGCAGCGAAAAGGAUUGUGAACAGCAGCCAAAAAUAUCCUGCUGCAGGAAUACGUCUCUCUCCAAGGAUGUUUGCCAGCCGUCAUCGUAUAAGGACAAGAAGAAGACCCACAAAUGGGAGUCGAUGUGGGAGUCGACGCCAAUGAACAUGAAAACGGAGACAGCUCUAAUGUGGGAUUAUCCAGCCGAGUGUUGUCCCAAAUGCGACGAUGUUCGCUUCGAUGUGCUCUACUAUCGACCCUCGACCAAGAAGCAAGAGUACCAACGCACAUGGUGGGAGUGCUGUCCUCGGAUGGUUCCCAAGCGCGUCUGCUGUUACUGUGAUGCCAUUCCGCCCGAGAAGACGCGACGCUGCCUGCCCCUCUGUCCGCGCACCGCCUGCAAUCAGGACCACGAGGCGAAGCGUCUGAAAUGUCUUAAUGACAAGAGCAAGGACUGCAUGCGCUUGACCAUGCCCUGUUGUCGGGCUGCUCGAGUGCCGCCCGUCUGUAAUAUUGUGCGUCGUCCCUUGGACUGUACCAAGACGAAGUGCCCGUUUCCUAGCUACUCGGAGUGCCAGCAAAUGGAAGCCGCUAACAUUCCACAGAGGCCGCCACAGUGUCGCUGCUUAGACCCGCCAUCCCAGUGCGAUUCGGUGCGCGCGAAGGCGAACAUGACUCACGAGCAAUUGAGAAUGUGCCCAUGCCCCAAAUGCCCUUAAUCUGUAUCAAUAUCAUGAUGGAUCAGUACUAUGCAAAUCGUUAUGAACUGUUGUAUUUAUGCUGCACAACCAUUUCGCAGUAUCUAUAAAACAGUUUGAAAUGAUUUGCUUGCAAUUUCAGAAAAUACUUUGAAUUCAAUAGCUGAAGGGGGAACCAAUAAAUACAAAAGUCAACUAUCA
Drosophila nasuta is the source of this 1235-nucleotide messenger RNA. RefSeq names its product hug-bell (gene hubl). Lineage: Eukaryota; Metazoa; Arthropoda; Insecta; Diptera; Drosophilidae. The transcript has a single exon. The record is from RefSeq and is a predicted model, not a curated record. The coding region runs from base 132 to 1055 and encodes 307 amino acids.